AUGGAUCUAAUUUUCGAUGACUAUUUUCAUCCACACAUUCAGCAUAAUUCCUUUGUUAAUACCACAACUGCGAAAGAGGAAAAGGAACAACUAGCACAGAAAGUAGAACAUGUACAGGAGACUCCGUUAGUUGAAGCUCAAACACAACCUAUUGAAGGAUUUAAUAUAACUCCAAGGGUUUUGGGCAAAUUAGAGCAAGCCUACAGUUGGAUUAAGGGUAACCACAUAGCUGGCAUGUCUGGUGAAAAAUCCGGUGAUGUGGACCCGAACAUGGAUAGUUCAUUUGUUUAUCUCGAUAAACUUCUGUGGCACGUCAUCAUCAUCAUCAUCAGCGAAGACGUGUGGCAGAGCCAAACUUCGGCACGAAUGGGUCGACUCGACCAGAGUGAUACCACGGCCUCACAGAAUACCGGCGUGAAACAACCCAACAGUGUUGUAUUUCGCCGUGUGAGGGAGGUUACCGGAGGCCCAAUCACUUCCCGAUCCUUAUUUCCGCAACCCCUAUCCCCAAAAGACCGGCAACGCACUCGUAACUCCUUUGGUGUUACGGGUGUCCAUGCGCGGCGCCGAUUGCUUACCAUCAGGCAACAUUUGCCCAGUGCCCACUUUGUGCGAGUGCGUAAAUUAUCUUAA
Molecule: messenger RNA, 633 nt
Organism: Spodoptera exigua (beet armyworm)
Lineage: Eukaryota; Metazoa; Arthropoda; Insecta; Lepidoptera; Noctuidae
Source: the annotation of a GenBank genome assembly